GUUUACCUCAUGAGCACGGAGUCAGGGCUCCAUAUGUAAAACAAGUCAGACUGGUUUCCUGCAUUAAGUCCUGAGACUUGAUUUCCCUCCAACAAGUCUCCAAGAUAACGUUGGAGCAACACAAAAGACACCAGAAUCAGAAAUACACAACACAACAGCAGGUUUGAUCACAGGGGCCGGAAAUGACAAAGAGACAAAAUGGAGAAGCGCGGCGACGCCGUGGAGGACAGAAGGACGGAGCGAUGUACGCGCGCUCUCGCCCGCUCCUUUUCUUUACCGCGCGCUCGCAGAUUUCUGUCACACCCCCGCUGCGAUCUGUGUCAUCGCUGGCGCCGUCGUCAUCAGGUGAGAAGCGGAGCGGUGGGCUCGCUUUGAUUCCCGCCUGUAGCCAUGGCAACGGCCGCCCCGAAACAACGGGGGUCGCGCCCGGGAGGCGAGGGCGCGCGAGGGGACGCUGCGGAGCAGCAGCCGGGACUCAAGGCUCCUCGUCUGACUCAGACGCCUGAGAAGCCCGCUCCCCCAGAUGUUGGCGCGCGCCGCUCUGGGGACAGAUGUUCCGCGGGGGUCGGACUGCCUCGGCUCCCGGGGGUUGAUCCAGACGGCCCUCGAGUCUGUGAGACUGGAGUUGGGGAGGCGUCGGUGCCACGGAGUGAGCCUGAAACUGGGUCUUAAUUAACGCUGCGGCUGCUGUAAUGGCCUCGUCAGCCGAGACCGACUGUUAAAUUACUUUUUCAGCCACUGCAGCGCUGAACUAAAUAUCUCAACAGCGAGCCCAUUAAAAAGUCUGAACUCGGGCCCAUAAUAAUCCACGUUUAAUCCCUGAAACGGAGCCACAGUGUCAAACCUCCAGAUGUGGGUGAAGUCUCGCUUUAGGACAUUAAAGGUUCUGAAGCGUCCUCCUGGAAACCAGUCGAUCAGCACCUGCAUCACAACAGAGGAGGCAGCACUCGUCCCCCGCGUCACGAGCACCAGGCUCCUUCAUGCACAUAAUCCCUCCUAUGUAGGUCACAUGCUUCCACCAGUGGCCCGUCACUCGUGGACGUCUGGACCGGCCCUGGCCCGGCUCACUCUGGCAUCACCCCCUGCUUAUCCAGCCCUCAGUUUGGACCUGUCCGCUUUUACGCUGCUCAGCUUCACCUGAUGAGGAGCAGGUGCAGCUGCCGCCACGGGGCCGACCAGCAGAGGGCGCUGUCGCUCCACUCCAGCCACAGAUCCCUGCGAAAACGUAAUCCCUCGCCGUUUGAAUGGGUUUGGAAAAAUACAAGCCUGGGCAUAAAUACGUGGAGCGCUUCUGUGCGGCAGACGUUUAUUGGCCGACUGCCUGCUACAGAGCUCUGCUUUGUGUGUUCAGGUUGUGGCUUUACCUCACACACGCCUCACAGCCUGCUGGCUGUUGAUGGACCGGGCAUCAGACCCGCCCCGCCUCCCCUCACCUCCCUCCUCCUUCACAGCCAGGCAGCUGACGGGAGCCUCCGCCGGCCAAUCGGCGGGCUGCGCCCCGCCGCUGUCGCCCAGCGCUGCCGGAGGAGGCGAUUGGCUGGUGAGCGUGACCGGAGCCCGGCAGACAGACGCCAGGUCCGCUGCUCUGGGGACACGCAGGCGGCAGGUGAUGGGAAGGAGCUCCCACUCGGCGCGGGGACAGUAGGAUCCGGUCGACCCCCCCUUUCUGCUGCUCGGCGGCCCACCUUCAUGUGGAGGAGGAGGUGUCCUCGCCACCAUCCUCUGCUGGAGACCGGCUGAUCUCGCUCUCCUCCCGUCCUUUCCGCGCCGACGAGCUGCUUUUCGGAAACCCACUCCUCCAUGUACGAUAACUUGUACCUUCAUGGAUUUGAAGACUCGGAGGCGGGCUCCGCUGAUUCCUACACAAGCCGCCCGUCUGACUCGGAUGUGUCCCUGGAGGAGGAGAAGGAGGGCGGGCGGCAGGAGAAGGAGCAGCAGGCCUCGGUGCAGCUGGAGCGGGCCAAGGCCAAAUCGGUGGCGUUCGCCGUGAGGACCAACGUCAGCUACUGUGGAGCGCUGGAUGAGGACGUCCCGGUGGCCGGCACCGCUGUGUCUUUUGAUGCCAAGGACUUCCUGCACAUCAAAGAGAAGUACAACAACGACUGGUGGAUCGGUCGCUUGGUGAAGGAGGGCUGCGACAUCGGCUUCAUCCCGAGCCCUCUGAAGCUGGAGAACAUCCGCCUCCAGCAGGAGCAGAAGCGGGGACGCUUCCAUGGCAGUAAAUCCAGUGGGAAUUCCUCCUCCAGCCUGGGUGAUAUGGUGUCAGGCACGUUCAAGCCAAACCCCAACUCUGCAGGAAAGCAGAAACAGAAAGUGGCUGAGCACAUCCCCCCGUAUGACGUGGUCCCCUCCAUGAGGCCGGUUGUCCUGGUGGGGCCCUCUCUCAAAGGUUAUGAGGUGACGGAUAUGAUGCAGAAGGCGCUGUUCGACUUCCUGAAGCACAGGUUUGAUGGGAGGGUGUCCAUCACGCGGGUAACCGCUGACAUAUCGUUGGCCAAGAGGUCAGUACUUAACAACCCCAGUAAGAGGGCCAUCAUUGAGCGAUCCAACACCCGCUCCAGCCUGGCGGAGGUGCAGAGUGAGAUAGAGCGGAUCUUUGAGCUGGCCCGGUCCCUGCAGCUGGUGGUGCUGGAUGCAGACACCAUCAACCAUCCGGCGCAGCUCAUCAAGACCUCAUUAGCGCCCAUUAUCGUCCACGUUAAAGUGUCCUCACCUAAGGUCCUGCAGCGCCUGAUCAAAUCAAGAGGGAAAUCUCAGAGCAAACACUUGAAUGUGCAGCUCGUCGCAGCUGAGAAACUAGCACAAUGUCCAUCCGAGAUGUUUGACAUCAUCCUGGACGAGAACCAGCUGGAGGACGCGUGUGAGCACCUGGCCGAGUACCUGGAGGCCUACUGGCGCGCGACGCACACGUCGCUCAGCACGCCGCUCAACCCCCUGCUGGGACGCAACCUGGGCUCCACCGCCCUCUCCCCGUGCCCCGCCGCCAUUCAGGUGCCAGACGACCGCCCCGCUGCAUGCGUUCUGCCCAACCGCUCUGUCGAGCGUGUCCCAAACAGUGUCGGCAUUUGUGUUGUGGAACAGGCCCAACGGAACCGGAACAGCAACCACGCGCCGGCCGAUCGCUCCCCCGUUGAACGCCACAGCCUGAUGCCCGCUGACGAGAACUACCACAACGAGCGCGCUCGCAAGAACCGCAACCGCCUGUCCUCGGGGUCCCAGCAGAGCCGGGACCACUCACCUCUGGUGGAGGAGGACUACCAGGACCCCUAUCAGGACUCGUAUAAGCCUCACCGUAACCGCGGAUCACCGGGAGCCUACAGCCAGGAGUCCAUGCACCGACUUUGAGCUGUGGCACUCGUGAACAUAGCGAAGGCCAUCUUUCUCCAAACCAUCACCAUUGACCCGAGCGCUGAGGCAGCUCUGCUGUGCCAGCCUCGUAUUAUGUGUAGUACAGUACCUCCUACCCCCUGUGGCCUAUAGGUAGGCAUUCGAAGCUAAUACAUUCUGAACCCUGCUCUUGCUUUGAUGUGAACAUGGGAAGGGGCUGGACAAAUGUAGCAAAAAGCAGAGGAGGUGUGUUCUAUCGGGGCAAACUAAAGCUGGACUCAGUCUGACUCCGGCUCCUGUGUGGCAGAACUAGACUGGCAGGUGAUCCGUACUGCAAGCGCUACAUAGCGGAGGCUCGUCUAGGCCCUUCCCGUCAUCUCAGCUGUUUCUGUAGCGUGCAGGUACGACGGGUCGGUGCCAGACAGAGCGUCCAGUCGCCGAUGGGCGGCGCGGAGUGUGUUUGCACACAUCCAGGAGCCGCUCGGAGCAGAAUGCGAUGCUCCUCACACGUGUUGGCCACUGUAAUCGAUGUGGCUGCAGUAGAUCCUGGAGGAAGCCUGGUCCCAGAUCAGUUUCACACACACGUGGCAUGAGCAGUGUUGAGGUGUGCACCGUUCGCACAGUAGCUCCCUGUGCUCCCUCGCUGUUCUUUCUCUGCUCCUUUUUUUGUCAUCCAUCAUGUAAGGAUAGAAAACAAAUGUCAUGCACGCACUAACACAAAGCUCCAAACCUCAGGAAUGAGAGGUCAUCAAGACCUAGACAUGCGCUGACAGAUGUAGCGUUUAUGUUCUAACCCAUACGAUGGGCAGCUUGAAAGACUUUACCAUUUAGCUCUUAUAUGAAACUAAUAACAUAUGGAAGGAAUUCUUCCACUUACAUUUAUCAGUUACUGUUGUCAGUUGUGUGUUUGGCAGGACAUCAUUUGGAAUUGAUAGACUUUAGUGAUUGAUUUCUUCUGAGGGCUUCCAUGUGUAAAUACAGUCAAAUGUAUACAAGACAAUUCAUUUCAGUUCAUUAAAUUACAUUCACUUUAUUCCUUUACAAUGUCUGGUUAAAUAAAUUAAUUUAAUUUCACUUUUAACCUUAUUUUAGAGGUUGAAUACAAAAAAGGACCAAUUAAACCCAACUCCCUCUCCAGCUGUAGAUUGGUUACUAUAUUUCAUUCCGUUUCAGUUUCAAAUCCCUUAACUACAGUACCUGAAAGCACCUGGGCAGGACUGUGCUGCAUUUGUGCUACUUUUGGAUAAAUAGAGCAAUUUGUAAUCAAUCAAAGGAAUUCACUCGUAUGCUGCUGGUUCAUGCGGGAUUGACAACCUUGUAUCUUGUAAUUUGUUGAAAAUAUUAAGAUCAGAUUUUUAGUUCGUAGGCUCAUCGUGCUUCAGUGAUGAAAGACAGACUUCUGUUCGUACCUGCCACAUACAGUAGCUUUUAUUGUUGUUUCAAAAAUCUGGAGCAUAAGCAGCGGUUUAAAAGACUUGAAUACUGCCUGUGAGAGAAUGAUGCUUUGACAUAAAGUUUGUGUGCACUGUAAUUUUACAACUGUAAUGAAAUAAACUGCCCUUAUGCUGUUAUAUGCAUAGAUUUUUUCUUGAAAAA
Messenger RNA from Betta splendens (Siamese fighting fish), 4923 nucleotides. RefSeq names its product calcium channel, voltage-dependent, beta 4a subunit (gene cacnb4a). The transcript is spliced from 12 exons. The coding region runs from base 1801 to 3345 and encodes 514 amino acids. The record is from RefSeq and is a predicted model, not a curated record. Gene Ontology annotation, cellular component: voltage-gated calcium channel complex. Gene Ontology annotation, biological process: neuromuscular junction development; calcium ion transmembrane transport; regulation of voltage-gated calcium channel activity. NCBI's taxonomy places the organism in Eukaryota, Metazoa, Chordata, Actinopteri, Anabantiformes, Osphronemidae. Gene Ontology annotation, molecular function: high voltage-gated calcium channel activity; protein binding.